Hemicordylus capensis (graceful crag lizard) is the source of this 5241-nucleotide messenger RNA. It is a transcript of the gene LATS1, whose product is annotated as large tumor suppressor kinase 1. Gene Ontology annotation, biological process: peptidyl-serine phosphorylation; regulation of organ growth; positive regulation of apoptotic process. Gene Ontology annotation, cellular component: spindle pole. The transcript has 10 exons. The coding region runs from base 595 to 3966 and encodes 1123 amino acids. The record is from RefSeq and is a predicted model, not a curated record. Gene Ontology annotation, molecular function: ATP binding; protein serine/threonine kinase activity; protein binding. NCBI's taxonomy places the organism in Eukaryota, Metazoa, Chordata, Lepidosauria, Squamata, Cordylidae.
AGGUUUUAUAUCCGGGGAUAUUGCACAAAAUGGCGGCCCGGAACUGAACCCCAAGGGGGGGGAGGAACAGCAAGGUGGGAGGGGAUGAGCAGCCGCUGCCAUCAACGCCGGGGACCGAAAGCUUCCUGUACCCACCGCAGGGACGUGUCACAAAGCUGCCGUUUUCCUGAGAAUUCCCGGGCCUGAGGCGCUGCUCCCUUCCUCUUUCCCUCAGGCAGCUCGAUUGAAAUAAAAAGGAUGUACCACUGACUUCAGGGGGGAGUGGAUUGCAUUGCUGAACUUGCAGGCUUCAAUUUGGCAGUCUUCUGAGAUGAAGUGUGUCCUUGCAUGAAGAGGUCUGAAUUCCACACAACUAACAACUGUGCAUAAAAGGCCUUGACUUUGGGAAUCUGUCGGCUAAUGCUGGAAUGCCAACAGGAUCUCCAGUCUUUCUCUGCCCUCCAGCAGCAAGAAUACACAUUUCAGGUUGGCUGACCUAAGUUUGAAUGAAUAUUUGUACCACUGGAACCAAAGUCAACAGUGAAUUUUGAAGUUACCAUCCAACACUUAUUGAGUAUAUUGAAGGUGAAUCUUUGUUAGAGGUUUUACAGUUUCAUGAAGAGAAGUGAGAAACCAGAAGGAUAUAGACAAAUGAGGCCUAAAACUUUUCCUGCCAGUAACUAUACUGGCAGUAGCCGGCAAAUGUUGCAAGAAAUACGAGAAAGUCUUAGAAAUUUGCCCAAGCCCUCAGAUGCCUCAAAGGUGGAGCAAAGUGUGAGUAAAAUAUCAACUGAAGAUCCCAGACAAGGCCGAAACCCCCCCAAAUUUGUGACCUAUCAUAAAGCUUUGCAAGAAAUUCGAAAUUCACUGCUUCCUUUUGCAAAUGAAACAACUUCUUCAGCAAGAGGAGCAUCAGAAGUCAAUCGGCAGAUGUUGCAAGAUCUGCAGGCAGCUGGAUUUGAUGAGGAUAUGGUUGUACAAGCUCUAAGACAAACCAACAGCCGUAGCAUAGAAGCAGCAAUAGAAUUCAUCAGUAAAAUGAGCUACCAAGAUCCUCGGAGAGAACAAAUGGCAGCGGCAGCAGCUAGACCAGUUAAUGCAGGCACAAAGCCACCACCAGCAGGGGGUAUGCAGCAAUCGGUGAACCGCAGGCAGAGCUGGAAAGGCUCUAAAGAAUCCUUGGUGCCGCAGAGACAUGGUCCUGCAAUGGGAGAUGGCCUAGCAUUUCAUUCAGAAAGCCCUAUUUCUCAGGCUGAUGUAGGAAGACCCUUGUCAGGUUCUGGGAUAGCUGCAUUUGCUCAGGCUCAUCCUGGCAAUGGACAAAGAGUGAAUCCACCACCUCCACCUCAAGUAAGGAGUGUUACUCCCCCUCCUCCGCCUCCCAGAGGAACAACUCCACCACCUCCUUCCUGGGAAACAAAUUCUCAGACAAAACGGUAUUCUAGUAGCAUGGAAUAUAUGAUAUCUCGCAUUUCUCCAGUACCACCAGGAGCAUGGCAGGAUGGCUAUCCUCCCCCAUCUAUGAAUCCAUCACCCAUGAAUCCUCCUGUACAGGGACAGAGAGGCAUUAGUUCUGUUCCUGUUGGCAGACAGCCAAUAAUCAUGCAGAGUUCAGUUAACAGCAAAUUUAGUUUUUCAACUGGAAGGCCUGGAAUCCAAAAUGGCAAUUGUCAGACUGAUUAUAUAGUUCAUCAGAAUAUUGUGCCUGGUAACGCAGCAAAUCGUCAACCACCACCUCCAUACCCUAUGUCCCCGACUAACCAGCAAAGUCCUACUCCUUUGCAAAUGCAAGCAGGAGGAUCUGCAGCCCCUUCAACCUAUCCUAAUGGAAACAUUCCUCAGUCUAUGAUGGUGCCAAACAGAAACAGCCACAAUAUGGAACUAUACAAUAUAAAUGUUUCAGGGAUUCCAACAUCCUGGCCACAAUCAUCAUCUGGCAGUGGACAUGAAAUUCCAGCAUGGCAACCCAAUAUUCCAGUAAGAUCAAAUUCCUUCAAUAAUCCCCUUGGAAACAGACAGAGCCAUACUGCUAAUACACAGCCUUCUGCCACCACAGUAACUGCUGUUACUCCUGCUCCUAUACAACAGCCAGUAAAGAGCAUGCGUGUAUUAAAACCAGAGUUGCAAACUGCCUUAGCUCCUACUCAUCCUUCUUGGAUGCCGCAACCAUUGCAAGCUGUCCAGCCCAUCUCCUUUUCUGAGGGACCAUGCACAAAUAUGACCGUUCUGUCACCUACUGCAGAAGCUCCAAACUAUCAAGGUCCACCUCCACCUUACCCGAAACACUUACUACACCAGAAUCCAUCCAUCACUCCAUAUGAAUCUGUAUCAAAACCCAGUAAAGAGGAGCAGCCCAGUUUAUCUAAAGAAGAAGAUAAUGAAAAGAAUGAGAACAGUGAAGGAAUAGAUAGAGAAAAGAAGCAAAUAACAACCUCACCUGUCCCUCUUAGGAAAAACAAGAGAGAUGAAGAAAGAAGGGAGUCUCGCAUUCAGAGUUAUUCUCCACAGGCUUUUAAGUUCUUCAUGGAGCAGCAUGUAGAAAACAUACUCAAGUCUCAUCAACAGCGCCUGCAUCGUAAGAAACAACUAGAAAAUGAAAUGAUGCGGGUUGGGUUGUCCCAAGAGGCCCAGGAUCAAAUGAGGAAAAUGCUAUGCCAGAAGGAGUCCAAUUACAUCCGUCUGAAAAGGGCUAAAAUGGAUAAAUCAAUGUUUGUUAAGAUUAAGACGCUUGGAAUUGGGGCAUUUGGAGAAGUCUGCUUAGCAAGGAAGGUUGAUACAAAUGCCUUGUAUGCAACAAAAACUCUACGAAAAAAAGAUGUCUUGCUUCGAAACCAGGUUGCUCACGUUAAAGCUGAACGAGAUAUUCUUGCAGAGGCCGACAAUGAGUGGGUAGUUCGUUUGUACUAUUCAUUCCAAGAUAAAGACAAUUUGUACUUCGUAAUGGACUAUAUUCCUGGAGGAGAUAUGAUGAGCCUCUUAAUUCGAAUGGGGGUGUUCCCAGAAAAUAUGGCCCGAUUCUACAUAGCAGAACUGACGUGUGCAGUUGAAAGUGUUCAUAAGAUGGGCUUCAUUCAUAGGGACAUAAAACCUGAUAACAUUCUGAUUGAUCGUGAUGGCCAUAUCAAAUUGACAGACUUUGGACUUUGUACUGGCUUUCGGUGGACACAUGAUUCCAAAUACUACCAGAGUGGUGACCACCCUCGUCAGGACAGCAUGGAUUUCAGUAAUGAAUGGGGAGAUCCAGCAAACUGUAGGUGUGGGGACAGAUUAAAACCUCUCGAACGAAGAGCAGCACGCCAGCACCAGCGCUGUCUAGCACACUCGCUUGUUGGAACACCCAAUUAUAUUGCACCAGAAGUAUUGUUACGAACGGGAUAUACACAGUUAUGUGACUGGUGGAGUGUUGGAGUGAUUCUCUUUGAAAUGUUAGUUGGACAGCCUCCCUUCCUGGCACAAACACCACUAGAAACACAGAUGAAGGUCAUCAAUUGGAAAACAUCUCUGCACAUCCCACUACAAGCAAAAUUAACUCCAGAGGCAUCUGAUCUUAUUAUUAAGCUGUGCCGAGGACCAGAAGACCGUUUAGGCAAGAAUGGGGCAGAUGAAAUAAAAGCACAUCCAUUUUUUAAAUCAAUUGACUUUUCAAGUGACCUGCGGCAGCAGCCUGCUUCUUUCAUUCCUAAAAUUACACAUCCCACAGACACAUCAAACUUUGAUCCAGUUGACCCUGAUAAAUUAUGGAGCGAGGAUAAGGAAGGAAAUGUAAAUGACACGCUUAAUGGGUGGUAUAAAAACGGUAAACAUCCUGAACAUGCUUUCUAUGAAUUCACAUUUCGAAGGUUUUUUGAUGACAAUGGUUACCCUUACAGCUAUCCAAAGCCUAUUGAAUAUGAGUAUAGUAGUCCUUGCAAACUGGAGUCACAGUCAGAUGAAGAUGAUGAAAGGAUCAGUAAACCAGUCCAAAAUCGUGAUUUAGUUUAUAUUUAGUACAUAAGUGAAAACAGUUGAAGCAUUUUUUUUAAAGGAUUUCAAAUCUGUGUUGCAAAAAACCCUGGGGUGAUUAUGGAAAGCUGCUUUUUGCACGCUUGGGGAGGAGGAAGGAAAUUUUAUCACUAUUCAUUUUUUUCCAGUUCCCUUUCUCCCCUUCACAAAACAGUUGUCUUUUUCAAGCCUUAAUUUAUUCUAGCAUUGUUAAUAUAGAAAACAAUAAUGUUAGGAAAACUAAAUAAUGGGAUUUAAAGGGGUUUUUGUAAAAUAUUCAGAAUAGGAAUUUCUUUAGGAAAUGAGAUUAUAUUGUCUAUUUCUGUAUAGACUAUGAUAUACACUAACCGCCCCCGCCCCCAUUAAUUUUUCAGUGACAAUUUUUUGCCUUUCAUUGACCAUAUACCAUAUGUACCCUGUGCUUACUAAGCUGGCAAUCACUGCUUUUGGCUACUCACAAUACCAAAUCCUAUUGAAGAUGAGGAUUAAGAGAGUAAACUGGCUGGUAGGGAUUCCUGGACACUGGUAGCUUACAGGGCUUGCAGCUUUGGAACUAGGAACCCUUAGGUUUUCUUCUGACUAUAUAUGAUGAGGUCCAGAUUAGCUCAUUAUUUUAAUUUUGCUUUGCUUGAUAGUUGGAGACACGUAACUGGAUUUGUGGUGCUAGGCAAUAAUUCAGCAUUGAGGCUGAUUUGGGUGUAUAUGUAUGUGUUAAGUGAUAUUGGCCUAUCACAGAACAUCAACAAAACAGUUUCUAUUGUAUUUUUGCUGGUUGCUCUCAUCCUCAAGUUUUUAACAAGAAAUGGACUGAAGAUUCUCUGGCUCCUACAGUGCUUAGUUGCUAAGGCUCUUAAACUAUCCCAGAGAUAGCCAGUAAGAAAUGCUAUAGCUGGAUUGUCUGCAGCUCCACUAUUACUAUCCUGGCACUGUAUCAUUCCAAACCAAAGGGCUAGUUUUAAAAUAGGUGGUUCUGUUUUAAACCAGAUUAACUAUUUUGGACACACCCAUGCUUAAUAGAAUAAAUAUAACUCCUCUUUCCUGGACACUAAUUGGCGUAGCCUCUUGUAUGAUACAUUAAAUCAUGUUUUUCAUGGUAUUCAGAUGUCUAUAUAGAUCUGCUUAUCUUGAUGUGGAGAGAGUUCUUGCUUCCUGUAUGCAGGGCACUUGUUCCUGUUACAAGUAACUGUUCGGCUUACAAAGCUUGUAGUUAUCAAGAGUGAUUAAAUUUUUCAUUCCAGAACCAGCUGCUUUGAAGUAAAGGGAAAUCUGCUGAUCAUACAA